Molecule: messenger RNA, 844 nt
Organism: Pogonomyrmex barbatus (red harvester ant)
Lineage: Eukaryota; Metazoa; Arthropoda; Insecta; Hymenoptera; Formicidae
Product: AN1-type zinc finger protein 1
Cellular component (GO): cytoplasm
Molecular function (GO): zinc ion binding
Source: RefSeq, a predicted model, not a curated record
UGUAUUGCAUUACAAUGGAAUUUCCGGAGACUGGCAAACACUGUUCAGUAAAGGACUGCAAAUUGUUAGACUUCUUGCCAUUUGUAUGCGAACAUUGUCAAGUCACUUUCUGUAAAGAACACUUCAAUAUGAUAUCACACGAAUGUAUAAAAACAGAGAAUACAAAAAAUGCUAUAGAACAAUUGGCAAGCUUUCCAUGCUCUAAGGAGUCUUGUAAAGAAGUAUCACCAGUUGAGAUGCCUUGUAUCAAGUGUAAACAACAUUUUUGUGUGACACAUAGGCAUCAUGGAUGCUUGGAAUUGAGUGAAACAGAGAAGACUCAGAAACUAAAGAAAUGGCAGAUACCAAAGAAACAGUUUGCAGAAGCAAAAGCUAUAGUUGAUCAACAAAUAGAGGACAGUCUAAAGAAAUCCAAAAAUACAACACUGGCAAAUAAAGUACAACUCAUGCGUGUGAAAUGUUCUGCGAUUGGUCCGAAAAAUAUACCAACAAGCGAGAGAAGUUAUUUCCUUGUGCAUUUGCCACUUACAAUUAAAAAUAAACAUUUCGGCACAUCGAAAGGUGCUUUCGUCAACAUGCAUUGGACGAUUGGCAAAUGUAUAGAUUCAAUGGCGGAUACACUUAAAGUACCCAACAAUAACAAUACAACAACCACAAACAAAUUAAAACUCUUUCGUCAUUCUACCGGAAAUCUGAUAUGCAACACAAUGGAUACACCUUUAACAAAAUUAUUUGAAGACUCUGUUAUUUUUGACGGAGAGCGAGUUAUCUUGGAAUAUUCUGAUAAUGUACCUAAUGAUAUAAUAGAUUCAUCUUUGUAUAAAUAAAUAUUGUAUGUAUAAAU